CGUAUGAACAGUAUUUUCAUACGAUAUUCAUGUAUUUUCACACACAAUGUGGUCUUUUUAUCGAAUCUUUAUUUUCCUUCUACACGUGUUGUGGUGUAAAGGAGUCAGAGUGGAUGACCAAUGGUGGGAGCAUGCACACUUGAAUCAAAUUUAUACGCGAUCCUUCCAAGACAGUGAUGGCAAUGGAAUUGGAGACAUAAACGGAAUCACAUCUAGACUAAAUCACCUCAAAGAUAUAAGCGUAGACGGUGUAUGGUUGUCUCCCAUUUUUCAAAGUCCUUUGAAAGAUUUCGGUUACGAUAUCUCUGAUUAUCGAAGCAUUCAUCCCGAUUAUGGAACAAUGGACGAUUUCGAGCGAUUGAUUGCACAAUGCAAGGAAUUAGACAUUAAAUUGCUUUUGGAUUUGGUGCCAAAUCACUCUUCCGAUCAACACGAAUGGUUUAAGAAAUCCUCGAAUCCAAAACAUCCAGAAUAUCAUAAAUAUAAAGAUUACUAUAUUUGGAAUGACGGGAGAAAAUUAGCGAAUGGCACAAGGGUUCCACCAAGCAAUUGGCGCAGUGUAUUUGGUGGCAGUGCUUGGAAAUGGGUCGACAGCCGACAAUCUUUUUAUUUGCAUCAAUUUGCAUGCGAACAACCUGAUUUGAACUUUCGAAAUUCUGAAGUCACAAAUGAAAUGGACGAAAUCAUUCGAUUUUGGUUACGGAAAGGAGUAGCUGGAUUUCGAGUCGACGCUGUCGCCUAUUUAUUCGAAGGACGCGAAAAUGCGGACGGACUCUAUGAUGAUGAGCCCAUGUACGGUGGACAAUUCUUAAAUAAUCCAAAUCAUCAUACUGGGUUAUCUCACAUAUACACAAUGAGUUUGAAAGAAUCGUACGACUUAGUUUGCCAUUUUCAUGAAGUGAUAAAGGAAGACGAAUUUUCCAAUUUGAAACCCAUUUUGAUGACUGAAGCGUAUGUGUCACUGGAAAAUCAGCUGAAAUAUUAUGCAAAUGUGCGAAAUGGUGUAAUACGUAGAAUUGGAGCCGAAGUUCCGUUUAACUUUAGGCUUUUGACGAAAACAACUAGGUACUCAACGGCGGUGGACUUUAAAGUUUGUAUUGAAGAAUGGAUCAAUCACAUGCCAAAAGGGGAGAAAAUUCGUCCAAAUUGGGUCCUCGGAAAUCAUGACAACAACCGACUGUCUUCGAAAUAUGGAGCAACACGAAGCGAUAUUUUCAACAUAUUGAUAAAAACUUUGCCCGGCAUCACCAUAACAUAUUACGGUGAGGAGAUUUCGAUGGUUGACGUGAAGAUUCCGCCGAAAUAUGUUAUUGAUAAACUGAAUUUAAAUUUGGAUGGCUCCAUAUUCACUAGAGAUUCAUUUCGAACACCAAUGCAAUGGAAUCGUAGUGUAAAUGCUGGGUUCACUAAAGCUCGAAAACCGUGGCUUCCAGUCUCUAAAUACUACAUGACUUUCAAUGUGGAGUCUCAAAAAUCGGGAAAACGAAGUCAUUUAAAGGUGUUUCAAAAAUUAAUGGAUUUACGUAAACACCCCACGAUGAAAUAUGGUGAACUCAAAAUUGAAGCAAUUAACUGCAAUGUGCUGGCAUAUAAACGAGAAAUCGAAAAUGUUGAUGUCGAUGUCAUUGUUGUUAUUUUGAAUUUGGGCCAAACAAGAGAAACUAUUGAUGCAAACGCCUCUCUUGGUAGAUUACCAAAACAAAUGAAAAUCGCAAUUUCUUCAAUCCAAUUUGGAAAAGAAGGCUAUGUUAACACUCGAAAAGUUACAAUACCAGCAAAUGUCGGACUUGUUUUAAUUGGAAGAAAAUAAGAAAUAUAAACUACAAAUUAUUUUUUUAAAUUU
Contarinia nasturtii (swede midge) is the source of this 1843-nucleotide messenger RNA. RefSeq names its product probable maltase. The record is from RefSeq and is a predicted model, not a curated record. The transcript has 10 exons. Gene Ontology annotation, biological process: carbohydrate metabolic process. NCBI's taxonomy places the organism in Eukaryota, Metazoa, Arthropoda, Insecta, Diptera, Cecidomyiidae. Bases 47 to 1810 code for a protein of 587 amino acids.